This is a messenger RNA of Choloepus didactylus (southern two-toed sloth), 3657 nucleotides long. It is a transcript of the gene SAAL1, whose product is annotated as serum amyloid A like 1. The record is from RefSeq and is a predicted model, not a curated record. The transcript has 12 exons. Lineage: Eukaryota; Metazoa; Chordata; Mammalia; Pilosa; Megalonychidae. Bases 39 to 1460 code for a protein of 473 amino acids.
UUCCGGCGAGGCUCCCGCGCACGGUUUGCGCUCUAGGAAUGGACCGAAACCCUUCGCCGCCGCUUCUGAGUCCGGACGAGCAGGAGGAGGAGAAGGGGGCCGAGGGGGAUUGCAUAGGGAGCACAGUCUACAGCAAGCACUGGCUCUUCGGCGUUCUCAGCGGACUCAUCCAGCUUGUUAGCCCCCAAAACACCAAAUCCGGCUCAGAUGAUGAGGAGCAACAGAUGGAGCUUGAUGAAGAAAUGGAGAAUGAAAUUUGCAGAGUAUGGGAUAUGUCAAUGGAUGAGGAUGUGGCUUUAUUUCUCCAAGAAUUUAAUGCUCCUGACAUAUUUAUGGGAGUAUUGGCCAAAUCCAGGUGUCCACGCUUGAGAGAAAUCUGUGUGGGAAUUUUAGGCAAUAUGGCCUGUUUCCAGGAGAUAUGUGUGUCUAUCAGCAGUGAUAAAAAUCUUGGACAGGUACUAUUGCACUGCUUAUAUGAGUCAGACCCUCCUACUCUGCUGGAAACAAGCAGGUUGUUGCUUACUUGCCUUUCCCAGACAGAAGUGGCCAGUGUCUGGGUUGAAAGGAUUAGAGAACAUCCGCUUAUCUAUGAUAGCAUUUGCUUCAUCAUAUCAAGUUCGACAAAUGUUGACUUGCUGGUGAAGGUGGGAGAGGUUGUAGACAAGCUCUUUGAUUUGGAUGAGACGCUCAUGUUGGAAUGGAUUAGAAAUGGGGCUGCUCAGCCUGUGGACCAGCCCCAAGAAGAUUCUGAAGAGCGACCAGUGUUUAAGAUUGUUCCCUGUGUACUUGAAGCUGCCAAGCAAGUACGUUCAGAAAAUCCAGAAGGGCUGGAUGUUUACAUGCACAUCUUACAGCUACUUACCACAGUGGAUGAUGGAAUUCAAGCAAUUGUACAGUGUCCUGAUGCUGGAAAAGACACUUGGAAUUUGCUUUUUGACCUGGUUUGCCAUGAAUUCUGCCAGUCUAAUGAUCCACCCAUCAUACUUCAAGAACAGAAAACAGUGCUAGCCUCUGUUUUUUCAGUGUUAUCUGCCAUCUUUGUUUCACAAACUGAACAGGAAUAUCUAAAGGUAGAAAAAGAUCUUCCUCUAAUUGACAGCCUAGUUCGUGUCUUAAAAAAUAUGGAACAUUGUCAGAAGAAACCAGAGAACUCGGUAGAGUCUAAUAUGGAAGAAACUAAAACGUCUGACUUAACUGAAGAUGAUUUCCACUUGAAAAUCUUAAAAGAUAUUUCAUGUGAAUUCCUUUCUAAUAUUUUUCAGGCACUAACAAAGGAAACCAUGUCUCUGGGACUAAAGGAGGGCCAUUUAAGCAAACAAAAGUGUAUAUGUGCAUUUCGAAACCUUCUGCCUCUGUAUAACCCUGUGGUGGAAGAUUUUCUUAAAAUCCUACAUGAAGUUGAUAAGAGCCUUGCUGAUGACCUGGAGAAAAGCUUCCCAAGUCUGAAAGCUCGGACUUAAAAACUGAAUUGGGAUUUCCUCUGCCUAAGAAAUAAACUUUAUUUUCUACACCAAUGGUUGAAAUUGACAUAGAGGAAAUAUUAGAUAAAGCCUAUAUUAGACAAUCACUGUCUGAUACUGCAUUCAUGCCCUUCAUCUUCCCCCAGCCUUAUCUCACUUAUUUGGCAUUGGAAUUUCAGAUCUCUGUCACUUUUCCAUAGAAACAUAAACCACCACCACCUCCUCUUUUUUGUGCUGGUUGUGUGUUAUUUAUCAUCCUCAGGUGAAGAAAACAAAAGUACAAGUUUGUCGUUGAGGUUCUUGUUGGGAUAUUUGAGGGGUUGAUGAGGAUUUCUUCCCAACUCUUAAUUCUGAUUUUUAUGUGAGAAUGUUUUGUGUUUUUAUCUGUUACAAAUACAGGCAGCUGCACUAACAGAAAACCCUGCAGCUCAGAGCUUCCAUGUCUCUUAAGCAAUGAGCAGUCCAGGGAUGGGCAGUCCAGGCCUCCUAAGGUGGCUCCUUUCACCUCUCCAUGUCAUCUGUGUGUAGACCUCUGUGUUCCUGCAUAUUGUCUUGUGGUGAAGGGGACUAUACCCUUUCUGGACCUUUCAUGCACAUUCAGGGAGGAAAAAGGAGAAAGUGGCAUAGGGGCUUUCUCCGAGCAAGGCUUUGCCUUUUUGUUUGGGAAGGAUAGCCCUCCUGGCCAGAUCCAUGUUGUGUGGCUAUCCCUCAUUGCAAGUAUUUGAAAUCAAGUACUUUUUUCUGUCUAGUCUCUAUAGAAAAGAAGAGAAAGAGAGAAGGAUGGUAUGAAUGGCUUUUGGUGUUUGCCAUAAUAUGGGAACAUAUCUUAGCCAUUUUGGAUUGUUGUGUUGAUUCCACACCAGAUUGUUAGUAAUAGCUCAGAAGCAUUGUUUUCUGUUAGUUUAGCUUUGUUAUGUUUUAAUUUUUUUUCAAUAUUGUACAUAUGAAGAUAGAAAAUGCUAGCAUUUUGAUAAAAGUGUAUUAACAAAGUUUUCUAUUUUUAGCAUAAUUCUAGUGGUUGAAUUUCAGAAAAUUAUUUGCUGUAGUGAAUGUAGGUUUCUUGAAUUAAGAUUGAGGAAGUUGAAUAACUUUUGAUAGCUUUGAAAUUGUGCUAUACAUGAUUUUUUUCCUCUCAUACUUUAUCACUCUUUAUAGUGCUUCCUAAUGAAACAUAUUAACUAGGGUUAAUUAACCAAAUACACUUGCAUGAUUUCAGUUACUAUAAUUGGAACUUUCAAUACGAUUUUAAGAAAAUGCCAGUUAUGAAUAGCACAGCCAGCUUUUUAAACAUCACUUGUAGAACAGCCUCUUCCCAAUUUAUUUCAGGCCCUUUUUGGCUUUGGAGCAUUGGUGUUGCCUCACACUUUUUUCCUUGAGUGACUUUUGCCAAUUAAGCACAGGAAUACCUUUAUUGAUAACAAGUUAUACAGUUUUCCAGUUCGAAGGUAGUUUUAUAGUUGAAAUGUCACUGCUGAAAAGAAUUGAACUAUAAAAUUAAAAUCUUACAGUUGAAAUCCUAAUUGGUAGGUUUACUUUGUGUGUAUUUUCAUGUCUUCGGCACUGACCUAAUUGUAGACUGAAUGUGCGACUGUAUUUAACAUGAGAUUUCAAAAGGCACCAAUGAAAUCACUCUCCUGCUUGCUAGCUGAUGCUAAAAUUUCCUUUCUUGUUAUUCCUUUAAGUUUGAAGUUGUUAAGAUGCAGAUAAUCCUAUAAGAGUAAUACUUAAAGUUACUCAGUGCAUGAGAAUUUCACUUUUUUUUUUUUUCUCCUGAGAGCAUGAUUUAAAAGGGAGAGCACAAGGACCUUGGAAUCUGAGGGAGGGAAUACUACUCAGAGGGGAAGUUAGAGGGAGAGAAGGGGCACAUCAUGGGAAAGCUAUAGGUGUCCAAGGUACUUGUCUGCUUCACAUUACGCCUCCAACCUGCUCUGUUUAUUUUAUUUCUUGCUGUUGUAAUAUUGUGAGGUGGUAUGUAUUUUCAUAUUAUUUUGAUAUGUUUGGAAACUUCUUAUAUCUACAAAUUAUAAUACAUAGUUUUUUUAAAAAAGUAAAUGUGAGUAAAGUUAAAACUUGUUUUAAUGCUAUAUGAUCUGAAGAAUUUGCAGAAAAACACAAAACCUUUAUGCUUGACUCAAUUACAGUGAUAUUUUGAAAUCGUGCUUUCUCCAAAAAAAUAAAUACAAAAUUUGUAAUUACA